Molecule: messenger RNA, 1363 nt
Organism: Ceratotherium simum simum (southern white rhinoceros)
Lineage: Eukaryota; Metazoa; Chordata; Mammalia; Perissodactyla; Rhinocerotidae
Gene: C2H1orf74
Product: chromosome 2 C1orf74 homolog
Source: RefSeq, a predicted model, not a curated record
GUCCGCAAACCUGCAGCGGAAGUGAAGAACACUCUUCCUCAAUUGUCUGGAGCUCAGAGAUGCGGCCCAGGGGAGGGAGCUGUGGCUAGUUAAGGAGGCCAUGCUUGAUGUUUCUUCCACGUCCCAUGUCAGCACUAAGUCCUCAGCUGCUGGUGGCAGCUGCUCAGCAGACCCUGGGUAUGGGAAAGAGACGGAGCCCACCCCGAGCUGCCUGCCUUCAUCUAGCCGGAGAGGUGCUUGCUGUGGUCCGGGGACUGAAGCCAGCUCUGCUCUAUGAUUGCAACUGUGCAGGGGCAUCAGAGCUCCAGAACUAUCUGGAGGAGCUGCAGGGCCUGGGCUUCCUGACCCAGGGACUUCACAUCCUGGAGAUUGGAGGAAACAGCCUAAUUGUAAGUCUUGAGCAUGUAUGUCAGCACUUGGAGCAGGUGUUGCUUGGUUCCAUAGCCUUUGUGGAUGUUUCCAGCUCCCAGCCUCAUCCUUCUGUCUGCUCCCUGGACCAGCUUCAAGACUUGAAGGCCCUCACGGCUGAGAUUAUCACGCAUUUGCAGGGGCUGCAGAGGGACCUAUCCCUGGCAGUCUCCUGUAGCAGCCUUGGUUCCUCAGACUGGAAUCUCUGUACUGUGUUUGGGAUCCUCCUGGGCUAUCCUGUCCCCUAUACCUUUCAUCUGAACCAGGGAGAUGACAACUGCUUAGCCCUGACCCCACUACGGGUGUUCACUGCCCAGAUCUCGUGGCUGCUUGGUCAACCCCCAGUCUUGCUCUAUUCCUUUAGUGUCCCAGACAGCUUGUUCCCAGCCCUGAGGGACAUUCUAAACACUUGGGAGAAGGACCUCAGAACUCGAUGUAGGACUCAGAAUGACUUUGCUGACCUCAGCAUUUCCUCUGAGAUAGUCACACUGCCGGCUGUGGCCCUCUGACUUGAACUCUUCUCCCAUGUAGAAGGUGCUCACUAAAUGAUCAGCUCUAGGUCAGGGACGGUAAAUAGGAAUCAUCUCAAGUGUCAAUUCCCAGCGUCUUGAGAACACUAGAGAAGAAUGCUGUAAUCCCUUGGCCACAUCUGCCGUGGGCAUGGGAAUAGGUGGUGGUGGUGGUAGCAUUGGUAGUACAUAUUUGCCAUUUCUAUACUAGGGAGUCCUCUUGACUUAGCUGAGAUGUCUAUUUAUUUUUCACUGGAUGGGAGUUAGAAGGAAGGAGGUUGUGGAGAAGAAGGGUGGUAGAGGACAAGUAGUAUACUCUUGUACGGUAGCAUUGUAAAUAUACCUGCCCUGUGUGGGUAGUGUCUGCCAGAAAGUAGAAGGACUGGGCUUUACUGCGUGUUUAUAUACCUCCAACUGAAUUGGACUAGGGAGAGUGGACCAGUGUG